Ogataea angusta is the source of this 2085-nucleotide messenger RNA. RefSeq lists its product as uncharacterized. Gene Ontology annotation, molecular function: protein binding. The coding region runs from base 1 to 2085 and encodes 694 amino acids. Gene Ontology annotation, biological process: carbon catabolite repression of transcription. NCBI's taxonomy places the organism in Eukaryota, Fungi, Ascomycota, Pichiomycetes, Pichiales, Pichiaceae. The record is from RefSeq and is a predicted model, not a curated record. The transcript has a single exon. Gene Ontology annotation, cellular component: cell division site; nucleus; cell tip.
AUGUACUUACCAGCAGAUUUGUCCAGGUACAAUAAGGUGCCGCCGAAUCAGUUUCAAAAUGUGCUCAGCAACAGCAUCCUUCCUAUUCAAUCCACAGAUCCCAAUUGCAUGUUCAAGCUGCACGAAGAACAGUUCAGCUUUGAUCAUUUAGACGGCACUUUUGUCCCUGAUAUUGCAAUUCGUAUAUCACGUACUCCCUUGAACUCGAGUGACCCUAGUACUUACGCCUCACUAUCUAAAUUUGUUGAACAAAAUUUGAAGAAGUAUCAUACAACCCUUGGAAACAUCAAUCAAAAUCAGUUGACAAAUCCCUUAUCCAGGCCUCCGGAACAAACUGGUGUCCAGCCUGAUGGGAAGACAGAAGUGUUACCAGUUGGUUAUGGUAUAAAUCCCUUAGUUGCGGACUCGUUCAAAAACGUUCACUUGACUCCUGGCUGUUUUGCAGACAUAAUCAACUUUGAUAGGUCAGGCUCCAAUAACAACGAAAGAAAACCAUCUAAUCCCACUGCUGCACGCUUAUGGGGUAAGCAGAAGCCCGUAAAAAUUGACACCGGAGUUGCUUUCGAUGAUCUGAAAACUCCCAAAAGCAAUCUGUCUCGUUCUACUUCAAAUUUCAUAUCAAAAGUUUCAACGGCAGACAAUUACAAUCGAAAAUACUCCAACGCAUCUUCCAUAUUGGUAGGAUGUCACGGCCGAAUCAUCAACCUUAUUCUAUUGGAAGAUGACGCCAAAGAAAUUGAUGUCGAGAUUCCAUUGCUUAAAGUUGUGUUUUCGUCAAGUAUCAUAACAGCAUUUUCCAGUUUCCACUAUACAACUACUUCAGGAGAAAGCAACUUGGACAUUCUUGUUGCCUUUGCCUCAGGUGACAUAUUUUGGUUAAGCUUUCCGAAGCUCAAGUAUUCUAGAUGGAACAAGAAUUCCAAACUGAAAAACAAACCUGUCUUGUCUUUGCAGUGGUCACAAUGCGGAAGUUUUGCCGUUGCCGGCUUUGCAGAUGGUGAGGUCAUGGUAUUUCAUAGAGAUUUCGAGGAUGCAGAAGUUUAUGAAGAGAAUAAAAGUGCUUCUCAAAAAUCCAGGUACAUGACUAUAUUGAAAUCUCUCAACUCACAGCAAACAGGGUCAAAUCCGGUGUCUCAUUACAAAUUUUCCUACAAAGCCAUCACAAAACUCAGGUAUCAUCCCACUUACCCAAAUAUUUGGACAAUCGCAAGUGAUGAUGGAUUUGUCCGUCUUUUCGACUUCUUUUCUGAAGUCAUAACAGACAUUGUACCAUCAUACUAUGGAGGUAUUCUUGACAUAGAUAUCACGAGGGAUGGAAGAUAUAUGAUUUGUGGGGGUGAGGAUGCUUUUGUUUCCAUUUAUGAGUUUUCAAUUUUGGGCGGUGGGGCUAGUGCUCACGGCUUAUUGAAAUUGGUAGCCCGACUUGAGGGAGCAAAAUCUUGGGUUCGUGGUGUGUGCGUUGACUACUUCAAAACAACACCCGGGGUUCUUUAUCGUAUUGGAACUGUAGGAGACGAUGAAACGAUUAGGUUUUACGAAUUUCAACCUCGAAACUUGCCAAAGGCCAGAAAAAUGAAGAGUGAUAAGAUCAAGCUCUCGACAAAUCAAAAGCAAAAGUCAAAUUUGACGCUGAAUUCUGGAAGCAAUACCAGUAUCAAGCACUUAUUAACUUCGGAGAGCAUCAAGAAAAGCUGGUUACAGAACUCGCGGUCUCAAACUCAAAAUGAGUCAGUUUCCUCAUUAACUUCUUCAACUCAGUUGCAGCAAUUGUCAUUAUAUGAGAUAAUAAACCAGGAUCAAACUGAAGGCUCGAAGAAAGGAGAGCAGCAACCUGGUGUUUCAAAAGCAAAUCAUGUGCUUUUCAAGAACCUCAAAACUAUUCUGCAUGUUCCAUCAGAAAACAUCAUCAUUCACGAGGCCAGUAGGUGCAGAAAUUGCCCUGUCUUGUAUCCAAUUGGGGAAAAAAAUGUGCAAUUGGGGCGUCUAAGCGGUUUGCAAUUUCAGAAAGAGUACGUUUGGGCUUUCAUAUCUACGGGCGAUCUUAUAAGAUGGAGACGACCCACAGUAGCCGGGAACAAAGUCUGA